Humulus lupulus (European hop) is the source of this 1411-nucleotide messenger RNA. Its product is annotated as annexin D5. Gene Ontology annotation, cellular component: cytoplasm. Gene Ontology annotation, molecular function: calcium-dependent phospholipid binding; calcium ion binding. NCBI's taxonomy places the organism in Eukaryota, Viridiplantae, Streptophyta, Magnoliopsida, Rosales, Cannabaceae. Bases 90 to 1043 code for a protein of 317 amino acids. The record is from RefSeq and is a predicted model, not a curated record. The transcript is spliced from 6 exons.
GAUCAUUCAUAUAUAUAUAUUAUUCUCCCACUCAAACACAGAUUUCCAUUUAUCACCGAAACUCUCUCUCUCUCGUAUAAGAUUCUUCAAUGGCCACAGUUACUAUUCCUCCGGUUCUUACUACGCCUCGUGACGAUGCUUCUCAGCUUUACCGUGCUUUCAAAGGCUUUGGCUGUGACACAGCAGCAGUAAUCAACAUCCUUGGCCACAGAAAUGCAGCACAGCGUAGUCUCAUCCAACAAGAGUAUAGGAUGAUGUACUCUACAGAACUCAGCAAGCGCUUGUCCUCGGAGCUUAGUGGACAUGUUAAGAAAGCUGUUUUACUCUGGCUCCAUGAUCCAAUAACGCGUGACGCAACGAUUGUGAGGCAUGCUUUGAGUACUGGAGAUGUUAUUGAUCUUAAAGCUGCUACUGAAGUAAUCUGUUCUCGGACUUACACCCAAAUUCAACAAUUUAAACAGACUUACUAUCAAAUGUUUGGUGUUAUUAUGGAGAGCGACAUUGAACGUCAAGCAUCUGGAGAUCACAAAAGGUUGCUGCUUUCAUAUGCAUGCACACCGCGUUAUGAAGGUCCAGAAGUUGAUAGAUCAAUGGCGGAAAUAGACGCCAAAGCACUGUAUAAGGCUGGGGAGAAGAGAUUGGGAACUGAUGAGAAGAUUUUCGUAAGGAUUUUCAGUGAAAGAAGCAGAGCCCAUUUGGCUGCUGUUAGUUAUGCUUACCAUAAUAUGUAUGGAAAUUCUUUAGAAAAGGCAAUUAAGAAAGAAACAUCAGGCCAUUUUGAGCAUGGCCUUUUGACUAUUCUUCGGAGUGCUGAAAAUCCUGCCAAGUAUUUUGCUAAGGUCCUACACAAGGCAAUGAAGGGUUUGGGGACAAAUGACAGUACACUCAUUAGAGUGAUUGUAACAAGAGCUGAGAUUGAUAUGCAGUAUAUAAAGGCAGAGUAUAGAAAAAAAUAUGGGAAAACAUUGAAUGAUGCUGUUUAUUCAGAGACAUCAAGCCAUUACAGGACCUUUCUACUUUCUCUUUUAGGCCCCAAUAAUUAGUUAGAGUACAUAUUUUCUGGGCACAUUGCAUAAAAAUAAAAAAAUGGAGUGAGUUAUUUCAUUUUAUUUUUUGGUUUAGUUUUAAAAACUGUUUGGGCAUUGUAGAAGUUUGAAAUUUCUUAGCUGGGGUACUGAGGUUGAUCUAAACCAUAGCUGUUCAUACUAGCUAGAUGCUAGGAAUGUACAUAUUCACUUAUUGUAACUAGCUUGAAAUUUGUUUUGUUUUUGUUUUUGGUUUGUUUUGAUUGGAGUUUGAAAUUUGUUUUGUAACUAGAUGGUUUAGUCUUUGGAAAAUGCCUUGUUCUGUAAACUAUUUUGUAACUUUUAAUCACUAAUUAAUGCAUUGCUGUUAUUAUCCAGAAAGAAAA